Molecule: messenger RNA, 1731 nt
Organism: Truncatella angustata
Lineage: Eukaryota; Fungi; Ascomycota; Sordariomycetes; Amphisphaeriales; Sporocadaceae
Exons: 4
Coding region: 1-1731 (576 amino acids)
Biological process (GO): transmembrane transport; metal ion transport
Cellular component (GO): membrane
Molecular function (GO): metal ion transmembrane transporter activity
Source: RefSeq, a predicted model, not a curated record
AUGAGUGGAAAGCAUCCGACGCCGAGGCCAUUCUGGCAUCGUACAUUCUCACAAGCGCAAACAUGGGGCCGUCCGAUAGGGAAAGACGCUCACGGCGGAGAAGAUGUCAGACCAGAGUAUCUAAAUUCGAUGAUGCCCCAUAGUAAGGAGGCUGGCUUCGGAAAAGAGAACCUCGUUCACACGGGUGACGCAUAUGCAAAUGAGUGGCCUAGUGAACAAGAGUGGGAGGUCCCUAAUGCAGCGAGAGAUUAUCCAUACCUGCAGCAUGUCAAAAUACUAUCCCAAGGCUGGCCGCACCUUCGCUUUCUUGCUCAAUGGAUGGAAGUCACAACAUCGCCCAUCAAAUGGACGCAAUUCAAAAAGAUGUCAGCGCCCAAAAGAGAUAGCAUUCUUAGGGAAAGGGCAUCUCGCACGAAUGUUGCCGUUAUGGACUUCAACGAGGACGGAACAGCUAAGCUUGUGAGUAGAAUCGACAACAGCCAAAUACUGUGUACACAACUCCAAGAAAAUCAGCCAGCGGGUGUGAGUCGUUUGUACAUCGUCGAGGACCUUUCGCGAGACACAAUCGAGUACUUGGGCCGGUACUUGGACAUUGAUCCGCUGUUCUUUCGAGAUCACCUCAACGACUAUUGGUGGUACAAUGUAAACGAUCCAUGGGUUGAGCUACCAGACUUAGAUGUGGUGUCGAAAGACCGCGAUUUCUUCCGGCUUAGCUAUGUACAACCGCGAUAUUUUGAAGACGACAACAGCUUUCUAAGGGCAAAAACGCAAACAGGAAACUUCAAUGUGCUUCGCAGACUCGAUGACGACAGAGCACAUAAAGCCCUCUUUGACUCUGACAGUGCCAUCGUGGCGCUUGUCAGGAGCAAAACGUCCUUGUGGGUCAAACCGCAUCCCAAAACCCAAAAGGGCAACUUCACUGGUGUGCUGUUGGUAGACCCCUCCAUCACGGAAGGCUCUGCUCUUUGGAAAGGUUAUCGCUCAUUCUGGAGGUCUCCGAAAUUCAGCGAGAGCAAGAGCGCAUACCCGGUGCCUGAAAAAAGUAAACUUUUCGAAGACCUUAUCUUCUGGAUCCAACAUAUGGAACCUGUUGAUGUCAAAGCUGUCUAUUCUAACCCAAAAGUUAUGAUCUUCCGAAUGGCUCAACUGGUCUGCUCCGAUUGGAAUAUCAUGAUUCGGUACAUCCUGGCUCGGCUGAACAUGAUCGAGUGGGAACUAGAACGGCCUGAUUUCCGUCCUGACUCGACCAAGAUCGAUGCAUCUCUUGGCAAACUACACACGUGGCGUCGACGCCUGCCUCUCUACAAGGUCAUGGUCAGAGAAACCCAGGAGAAACUAUUCCACGACAUCAAGAAAGGACAACACGAUUGUUUCGCCCAAAUGAGGAAGGACUUCAAAACAGUCGCUGCUGGCCUGGUCGAGUUGUACGAGCGCACAGAACGUAUCGCCACUGUUGCCACAGCUGUGACGUCGAUCGAGGAGGCCCGACGUGCCAUGGACCAGAACCGCGCAUUGGGUCGCUUGACCUACCUGGCAGUCAUCUUUGCGCCAUUGAGCUUCAUCAGCAGUUUCUUCAGCAUGGCUCCCGAACUAGGGGAACUCACGACCACCAUCUGGAUAUAUUUCGUGGUUGCACUUCCAGUCAGUCUGAUCGCGUUUCUCCUCGUGGAACCUUCGGUGCUGGCGUUCCUGCGGAGUUACCUUCCAGGUUAUAAGGGCAAGAAGAAUUGA